Molecule: messenger RNA, 1063 nt
Organism: Helianthus annuus (common sunflower)
Lineage: Eukaryota; Viridiplantae; Streptophyta; Magnoliopsida; Asterales; Asteraceae
Product: histone H3.3
Exons: 6
Coding region: 507-908 (133 amino acids)
Cellular component (GO): nucleosome
Molecular function (GO): structural constituent of chromatin; DNA binding; protein heterodimerization activity
Source: RefSeq, a predicted model, not a curated record
AAACUCAGAAAUAGAGUUUAGAAAAACCCAAAAACAUGGUAUUUUAAUACCCUGUUUUUUUAAGGAACGGAAUCGAACCCUACCUAUAAAUCGGGAACAUAGGGUAUGUUUUUUUGGUAAAAUCACCGGAACUAGUUAUAGCAAUAACCGGUUCCAACCCUUAAAAUGAGAAACCGAAACCGGUUAUUAACAACCAAUACCUAUCAAAUAUCUUUUUUUUUCCAACAGUAACGAGUAGACACCCAUAUAACUCGACUAGAGACCCAACAUUUUAGACAAGCUCAAACGCGCCCAACUUGGAUAAGCCCUGUAAUAGGCCAGCCAGAAACCUCCUAUAAAUCGGAAGCUCCCUCCAUCAUGGGAGGCAGCUUUGGAUUUAUAAUCCAACAAGAGGAUGACAUCAUAACCACGAAAGGAGGAACUUGAACUAGAUCUUGAUGAGUUCGAGGUUGGUGACGCUAGUCGUGCUGAUUUUUGACUCAACAGUUUCUUGAAUCUGGAAGGCAAUGGCUCGUACCAAGCAAACCGCUCGCAAGUCUACUGGUGGAAAAGCUCCCAGAAAGCAACUGGCUUACAAGGCUGCUAGGAAAAGUACUCCAACAACUGGAGGUGUGAAGAAGCCUCAUCGUUAUCGUCCUGGAACUGUUGCGCUUCGUGAGAUUCGCAAGUAUCAAAAGACAACUGAACUCCUUAUCCGUAAAGCUCCAUUCCAGAGGCUUGUCCGCGAAAUUGCUCAGGCUCUCAAGAGUGACUUGAGGUUCCAGAGUCAUGCUGUGUUGGCACUUCAGGAGGCGGCCGAAGCUUACCUAGUGGGUCUGUUUGAGGAUACCAACUUGUGUGCCAUUCAUGCCAAGAGAGUCACAAUCAUGGCCAAAGACAUCCAGUUGGCCCUCCGGAUCCGUGCUUAAUGAAUGUGAUUAGAUUCAAGUUUAUAUUUCCUAUAGCUGCACAAACCUUGGUUUCUUCCUUUCUUUUUGUGAUCGUGCUGGAUGUUUUUUUUUUAGUUAUAGUAUGGGAAAUGUUUGAAUUUUAUUGACGGGGUAAAGAAUGGUUUGAGGUUUUA